AUGUCCGCCCAUUCCGCCGCCUCGUCGACGUCGCUUUCGCGAUCCGAAACCCUCUUUCUCCUCUCCCUCUCCGCCGCCUCGGUCGCCGUCAUCGCCAAUACGUUUCGCGGUCACGGCGAGCCCCUCAUCGCGUCCCUCGCCCUCUCCCUUGUCGCAUUUUCGCUCUGCUUCUGCAUGAUCCGCUGGCUCGGCCCGACUUUCAUCAAGGCCGGCUUCCGCGGCCGCGACCUGGGCAAGGCCAACCGCGUCGAGAUCCCCGAGUGCAUGGGCGCCGUCUGUGCCGCCGUAUAUCUCCUCGCCGUCAUCGUUUUCAUCCCUUUUCCCUUCUACAAGGACAUUGUCGCCGCGACGAGCGGCGGCGGGAACCGAGACGUCGUCCUCGAGGUCCAGCACGUCAAUCAAGGCCGCUUCUUGCAUCGUUUUCCCCACAACAAGCUUGCGUCCUACCUGAGCGCCAUCAUAUCCCUCCAGACAGUUGCCCUCCUCGGCAUUGGCGACGACCUCUUCGACAUCCGAUGGCGCCACAAAUGGUGGAUCCCCGGCCUGGCCUCGGCGCCCCUCCUCGUCGUCUACUUCGUCGACUUUGACGUCACGUCCAUUGUUAUGCCCUUGCAGCUGCAGCCAUAUCUUGGCGAGCUCUUCGAUCUCGGCAUCCUCUACUAUGUCUACAUGGCCUGCGUCGCCAUGUUCUGCCCCCAGAGCAUCAACAUGCUCGCCGGCAUCAACGGCAUCGAGGUCUCGCAGUGUGUCGCCGUCGCCCUCCUGCUCGUCUUCAACGACUGCCUCUACCUCUUCACCCCUUACCCGCACCCGGCCACCGACUCCCACCUCUUCUCUCUCUACCUUCUCCUCCCCUGGAUCGGCGUCUCGUGCGCCCUGCUCUACCACAACUGGUAUCCCGCCAAGGUCUUUGUCGGCGACACCUACUGCUACUUUUCUGGCAUGGUCUUUGCCGUCGUCGGCAUCCUCGGCCACUUCUCCAAGACCCUGGGCCUCCUGCUCGUGCCCCAAAUCUUCAACUUUCUCUACUCGUGCCCGCAAAUCUUCGGCCUCGUCCCCUGCCCCCGCCACCGACUCCCCAAGUUCAACGCGCGGACAGGCCUCCUCGAGCCCUCCGUCACGCCCUGGUCUGCGGAGCGACAGCCCCACCCCCUCGUGGGCCAGACCCUGCGUCUGCUCGGCAAGCUCCGCCUCCUGCAGGUCGCCGUUGACGACGAGGGCCGCUUCGUCGAGACAAGCAACUUCACCAUCCUCAACCUGUGGCUCGUCUGGCGCGGACCCCUGCGCGAGGACCGUCUGGCCUGGGAGAUUACCCUGCUACAGCUCGCUGCGGGCCUGUUUGGGCUCUUUGUCCGGCACAAGCUGGCCCUGCUCGUCUUUAAGGAGGACAAUUGGGGCACCACGCAGCGCUGA
Hirsutella rhossiliensis is the source of this 1413-nucleotide messenger RNA. Its product is annotated as glycosyl transferase family 4 domain-containing protein. Gene Ontology annotation, biological process: protein N-linked glycosylation; dolichol-linked oligosaccharide biosynthetic process. The record is from RefSeq and is a predicted model, not a curated record. Gene Ontology annotation, cellular component: membrane. NCBI's taxonomy places the organism in Eukaryota, Fungi, Ascomycota, Sordariomycetes, Hypocreales, Ophiocordycipitaceae. Gene Ontology annotation, molecular function: UDP-N-acetylglucosamine-dolichyl-phosphate N-acetylglucosaminephosphotransferase activity. The transcript is spliced from 2 exons. The coding region runs from base 1 to 1413 and encodes 470 amino acids.